UCUAAUUCUAAUGCCAAAUGAAUUUGCGGCGCCCAACUUCCAAUCUCUCCCUCUCCUUCUCUUUCGCUUUACCUCAACGUGAAAACUGAGUUUAUAUUAGGAGAUGUAUUAAUUAUAUAUAAAUAACUUGUUCUGUGAUGCAUGAACACAUAGCUUGUUUACACUUCAAGCAGGAGAAGAGGAAAUAGAAUUUAAUCAUCUCGGUCAUCGUCAAGAAUGAAAGCUCUCAUUCUCGCUGGAGGGUUCGGAACUCAUUUAAUGCCUUUAACCGUUACUGUACCGAGGGCACUCGUCGAAUUUGCAAACAAACCCAUUAUUCUAUAUCAGAUUGAAGCAUUGAAAGGUGUGGGAGUAAGUGAAGUGGUUUUGGCAAUCAAUUACAAACAAGAGGUUAUUCUUGAAUUUUUGAAGGAGCAUGAGAAAAAGCUUGGAAUUAAGAUCACUUGUUCUCAGGAGACAAAGCCACUGGGCACAGCUGGUUCAUUGGCUUUAGCUAAAGAUAAACUUAUAGAUGGUACUGGUGAACCCUUUUUUGUUCUGAAUUCAGAUGUCAUAAGUGAGUAUCCCCUAAUGGAAAUGAUUGAAUUUCACAAGGGCCAUGGUGGACAAGCUUCAAUUAUGGUAACUGAGGUGAUUGAUCCAUCAAAAUAUGGUGUUGUGGUUAUACGAGAAGCUACAGGGAUGGUGCAAGAAUUUGCUGAGAAACCAUCAACAUUUUCCAGAAAUAAAAUCAAUGCUGGAAUCUACUUGUUGAAUCCAUCUAUUCUUGAUCAAAUUGAACUCAAGGCUACCUCAAUUGAAAAGGAAGUUUUUCCAAGAAUUGCAGAAGACAAAAAACUGUUUGCAAUGUCCUUGCCUGGAUUUUGGAUGGAUAUUGGACAGCCAAGAGAUUACAUUGCAGGCCAAAGACUAUACCUGCAAUUCUUGCAGCAAAAUUCCUCUGCAAAAUUGGCCACAGGACCUAAAAUUGUUGGAAAUGUUCUGAUAGAUGAAAGUGCAGUAAUAGAAGAUGGAUCGCUAAUCGGCCCAAAUGUAGUGAUUGGUCCAGAUUGCAAAAUAGAGUCAGGCGUUAGUCUUUCAUUUUGUACUUUACUGAGAGGAGUUCAUAUCAAGAAAGAUGCUUUUAUCUGCAGUAGCAUUAUGGGAUGGAAUUCAUCUGUAGGAAGAGGCGCCCGGUUGCAGAACAUGACAAUAUUAGGAGAAAAGGCAAAGGUUUGCGAUGAAGUUUUCAGUAAUGGAGCUGUUUUGCAGCCUCAUGAAGAAAUGAAGUCUAGCAUUUUCUAGCUGGAGAUUUGAUUUGACAUGGAAAGUGAAAUACUUCCAAGUUAUGUUUUUAAAUUCUGAUGAGCGGUUUGUGUUGGUAGUGACACUGCCAUGUGAAUUGUUUUUAUGCUUUAUAUGCAAAACUGGAUAAGAUCAAUGCUGUGUUAAUUUUUUUUUAUUAAAAAAGACUUGAUCUUUAUAUUAAUCA
Jatropha curcas is the source of this 1471-nucleotide messenger RNA. Its product is annotated as putative mannose-1-phosphate guanylyltransferase 2. The record is from RefSeq and is a predicted model, not a curated record. Gene Ontology annotation, biological process: GDP-mannose biosynthetic process. Gene Ontology annotation, molecular function: GTP binding; mannose-1-phosphate guanylyltransferase (GTP) activity. Lineage: Eukaryota; Viridiplantae; Streptophyta; Magnoliopsida; Malpighiales; Euphorbiaceae.